CCCCGUUUCCCGCAGGCCGUUGCAGUCAGAUUGGUGCGGGUGACUUGUUCAGACUGACUGCGACGUCCUGAGUCAUCGCCUCGCCCUGUACACGGAGGAUGAUGAGGAUCCGACCGCCUCACCACCCGGGAAUCUUCACACAACCUGCGGCUCUUGUAGAACUACAACUCCCAUCAUGCCCGGGCAGCAUUGGGGGACACUCCUGUAUACGAUGUUGCAGUCUCUCCCGUUCAAUGCAGCGUUCGUUUCGUUGUUCGGUCCUUUUUAUACCGUUUGCCGUCUGAUUCUUAAAGGAACAGUCGCAGCGAUAGACUCCGUGAUCGGAUAUUUCUAUUAACCCUUAAACGUUGGCGCUGCCGCCUUCCGCGCUCUGCUGCAGUUCCUAAUCCGGGCGCGUUGUCUGCAGCAGACGUCCAUUACUGCAGCUGCGGCCUCUGCAGACACGAAACUAUCGUUAAAAGAAGAAAGCGUCGCGGCGGGGGGUGAUCAGCGUCUGGGGUAGAGGAGGCGCAGAUCACACGUUGUUAUUUUAAGCUCCGUCAUUGAUUAUCUGUCGGGAUGGAUGGAUCGGGCCGGACACUUCCUGCGCUCCACAUCCUUCCUGCGCUGAUAGGACACACGAGGUCCUGAUAACGUCUUGACGCUGAACUCUGAGGCUGUCCUGUCCCUGUCCUGUCCCUGCUCGUACAGCUGCUGGUUCGUUGCAGUGUAUCAUUGUACAACAGCGUUUGCCUUCCGGCUGCUGCAAAACUACAACUCCCAGCAUGUUCUUACAUUUACACACUGUACUUGUGAGGGUCCCAUUCACUUAUAGGGGUCUUCGCAGCCCCUGACUGGUAACUGUAGUUGUGCGGCGUUCGUGAGAGAGUUGUCUGCGCUGAUCCAUUGUAACAGAUCCCUCCAGAGUAUAGUUGACUGUAUUGGGGAAGACUUGCUGACAGCAAGCAGAGAUAGGAGGUUUCGCCCGAUGCUAUGAAAUGACCGAAGUUUCCACCAAUAAGACCUACGCUGUGAAAGUCAUUCCGCACAGUCGUGUGGCCAAACCGCAUCAGCGCGAAAAGAUUGUGAAUGAAAUCGACCUUCACCGGCAGCUUCACCAUAAGCACGUCGUGAAGUUUUCUCACCACUUUGAAGACUCUGAGAACAUUUACAUCUUCCUGGAGGUCUGCAGCCGCAAGUCUCUGGCACAUAUCUGGAAGGCGCGUCACACGCUGCUGGAGCCCGAGGUCAGGUAUUACCUGAAGCAGAUCAUCUCCGGCCUGAAGUAUCUGCACCUGCGCGGGAUCAUUCACCGCGACCUUAAACUGGGAAACUUUUUUAUCAAUGACAACAUGGAGCUGAAAGUCGGUGAUUUCGGGCUGGCGGCGCGGCUGGAGCCUCCGGAACUGAGGAAGAAAACAAUCUGUGGGACCCCAAACUACUUGGCCCCCGAAGUUCUGCACAGACACGGUCACGGCCCCGAAUCAGACGUCUGGUCCCUGGGAUGCGUCAUGUACACGCUGCUGUGCGGCACUCCGCCCUUCGAGACGUCCGACUUAAAGGAGACCUACCGCUGUAUCAAGCAGGUGAAGUACACCCUCCCCGCCUGCCUCUCCUCCUCCGCCAAGCAGCUGAUCAUGGGGAUCCUGAAGCGCACGCCCGGCGAGCGGCUGACCCUCGAUCAGAUCAUUGAACACGAAUUCUUCACCAAGGGUUACACCCCAGAAAAGUUGCCUCCGAGCAGCUGCGUCAUGGUCCCCGAUCUGCACCCGCCAAACCCGGCCAAGAGCCUCUUCACCAAAGUGGCCAAGAGCUUGUUUGGAAAAGGAAAGUCCAAAGCAAAGAAAGGUUCCUCCGAGGAGAAGGACGACAUAUCUAAGCUGGUGACGGGUCUGGUGAAGACGUCCAUCUGCCGCCAGCUCAGCUAUAAGACGGUGGAGGGGAGCGAGCAGGCCGCCCCCGUCGCUGGUCAGGCCCUAAGUGGCAGCUCCAGCCCGGUGGAAACCUUGACAGAAGAGGCUUCAGGGAAGUCUGUGUCCAGAUCGGUGCGCGGGAGCCUGGUCAGCAGUGACGGUUUUGAGGAUUGUAUCACUGCAUCAGGGGUUAUGGAGACGGCUCUGGAAGUUCUCAAGGACUGUUUGUCUUCCAUGCCAAUAGGUGAAGGGAAGCCGGUCCCCCUCUCCAGACAUGAGGACUUCGUGUGGGUUUCCAAGUGGGUGGACUAUUCCAACAAGUACGGAUUCGGGUACCAGUUGUCUAAUCGCAGCAUCGGGGUCCUCUUCAAUAACGGCACCCACAUGGUUCUACCAGCCAGCCGCAGAAACGUCCAUUACAACCUGACGAACAGCCGCCAUUUCGUGUUUCUGGUUUCGGCCGUGCCGGAGCAGCUCCAGGGCCAGAUGAGCGUCCUGCAGUAUUUUGCCUCCUACAUGGAGAAAAACCUCAUGAAGGGAGGGGAUCUGCCAUGUCAGGAGGAGGGCAGCCGACCCCCACCGCCUCUGCUGCUGCUACUACAGUGGGUGAAGACAGAGCACGCCCUGCUGAUGCUAUUCAACAACGGCACGCUGCAGGUGAACUUCUACAACGACCACACGAAGCUGAUCCUCAGUAAACCUCAGGACGCCCCCCUCCUCACCUACAUCAACCGUGACCGCAGCUCCCAGACCUUCCUGCUCAGCUCCCUGGUGGAGAGCGGCUGCUCCUCCGACAUGUUUCACCGCCUGAAGUACACCCUGAAGCUUCUGGAGCAGAAGGCCGAAUCCUAGACGUCCCAUUCCUCUCCAUUCUUCAAGCCAUUCCCCGCUCCUUACGCCGGUCACCUGGCGGCAGCCGGACUCACCUGCCAGGGCUAUGGGGGCAGCGUCUGGGGUUUCUGGACCCUGUGACUACGAUUCGAGGCUCCUCAGAGCUUUUGGUAUUUUUUCUUUUUUGGUGCUUGAAAUGCAAAAAGUUUGUUCUCUGUAGCGGAAUUCUUGAAUUUGCCUUCACUUCACUCUCUCUCCUGCGCACAACACGCAAAGUCUCCGGUGCCACAAUAGGUUGCGGGACGGACACUUGUUACCAGAUUGCCAAGCGUCUAGGUGGUCAUGUGACUGGAUUGCCUUGUGGAUACGGGUCGCUCCUGCUGUGUUCUUGGCCCCGGUCGCCAUCUGAUCAGUUUGUUUUGUGAGGAUUAAUCUGACCUGCGGAGGGUUAAACCGAUCACUUGCUGCCUCCAGUUUCUGUGAAGUUUUAUUGCGGCACCCUUCCCCCGCCGUCGCCCUAUUCAUCGGGGUGUUCGGAUACAAUCAGACCAGCUGCCGGGGGUCACCCUAUUCAGACCCUCUGAGGUUUACAGGGGGGGGGGGAAUGUCCAGCAGCUGCUCCUGCAGUAUACAGCAGCAGUCCUUUCUGUGAAUUACAAUGUAUCAUCUGUGAAUUGUAUCAAUCAGCAGGGUUUCUGACUCGGGGUGCCUCCAGCUGUUGAAAAACUACAAUUCCCAGCAUGCUUGGACAGCCAAUGGCAAGUGUUUCCCAACCAGGAUGAAUCUAGCUGUGGCACAACUACAACUCCCAGCAUGCCCGGACAGCCUUCGGCUGUCCGGGCAUGCUGGGAGUUGUAGUUUUGCCACAGCUGGAGGCAUCCUGGUUGGGAAACCCUAUAGUAGGCCAGGACAAUGAGUUUAGCUAAACUGCCUUUAUAAAGACGUCGUCUAUAUAUCUAUGCUGGGAGUUGUAGUUUUGCAGUAGCUGGAAGCAUCCUGGCCGAGACGCUGUGUCACCUGACAUGAAUGGGUUACUUGGACCUACCGGAUGUCACUGCUCCGCCAUCAUGUGCCAGGGGGGGCGCUAUUCUGUGAACCUUCAGCUGCUUUAAAAAAAAAAAAAAAUUAGUGAAUUUGCGGAUUUUCUCUGUACACCGCAUGGGGCAUUUCUGCAGGGUGGAGCGCCGCUUUAAUAUCCCCACCGGGUCCCCUCCCCACUUACUGCACUACAUUACUACCAAAGGCUUAUUUUUUUAUUUUUUUUUCGUUGACUUUGCUGUUGUAAGCAAAAAAAUUAUUAUACUGCAGAAUUUUUUUUUUUCUCACUAAAAUGGAACACGACGGGGUGUCGUUAUUUUUUUGUGAUUUCUUCUACCAAAGACCCUUCAGAGACGAUGGGUUAAAUCUGUGAGUCCUGAGCUCAGUAUAAGGAGCUCGAUAUAAUCACAGCACUUUAAUGCCCCACCCCCAC
This is a messenger RNA of Hyla sarda, 4194 nucleotides long. It is a transcript of the gene PLK3, whose product is annotated as polo like kinase 3. Gene Ontology annotation, biological process: mitotic G1/S transition checkpoint signaling; DNA damage response; regulation of cytokinesis. Gene Ontology annotation, cellular component: cytoplasm; spindle pole; centrosome. NCBI's taxonomy places the organism in Eukaryota, Metazoa, Chordata, Amphibia, Anura, Hylidae. Bases 978 to 2744 code for a protein of 588 amino acids. The transcript is spliced from 15 exons. Gene Ontology annotation, molecular function: protein serine/threonine kinase activity; protein binding; ATP binding. The record is from RefSeq and is a predicted model, not a curated record.